GCUGACAAGGUGAUUGAUGACCAGUUCUCACGCUUAUGAGCAUCGUAGCAUCGUCACAGUCGCACGAUCAAACUGGGUGCUGGCUGGGGAAUUCUGGGACUUGAGUCCACAGGUCUUUAAAGUGGCCAAGGUUAGUGGCUCUAACUUAACUCAGCCAGAAUAUGAUUUCCUGACGAUUGUCCCGCCUCUCCUCCUGGGCCAGGAUUGUCGAGAUGGCCGGUUACACCUCCGAGAGCUUGCUUGGCUGCUCCCUCUAUGAAUACAUCCACGCCUUGGAUUCGGAUUCCGUCAGCAAGAGCAUCAACACCCUGCUAAGCAAGGGCCAAGCUGUGACCGGGCAGUACCGCUUCCUAGCCAGGAAUGGUGGUUACAUCUGGAUCCAGACCGAGGCCACCGUCAUCUCCAGCAGCAAGAACUCCCAACCCGAGAGCAUCGUCUGCAUUCACUUCGUCUUGAGCCAAGUGGAAGAGAACGGCCUGGUCCUGUCCCUGGAGCAAACGGACCGCCAAGGCGAGCAUCGCCGGCUGCCCCCGCCCUGCCUCGAAGGGCUGGAUUCCGAUAGCGCCUUGGAAGAGAUGGACCCCAACAGCGGAGACACCAUCAUCAAUCUCAGCUUUGAACUUCGCGGUCCCAAAAUCCUGGCCUUCCUGCGCCCGGCCAACAUCAGCGAGGAGGAACUGCAGCUGGAUCCCAAGCGCUUCUGCAGCCCGGAUCUCCAGAAGUUGCUGGGGCCCAUCUUCGACCCACCUGGGGCCCAGAACUUGGCAGGGGGCACCGGGCGGGCAAAACCUCCCGCCCCGCUUCCCAAGAUGGCUCCGGUGGUGAAGAAGGUGUCUGGAAAUCACGGUCUGUCGGACCUGCCGGAAGAGCUCAUCUUCGACAUGGAGAACGUCCAGAAGCUCUUUGCAUCUAGCAAGGAGGAGCAGAGCAUGGAGACGGUGCUGCAGGAUUACGAAGGCCUCGACUUAGAGAUGCUGGCUCCUUACAUCUCGAUGGACGACGAUUUUCAGCUCAGCAGCACCGACCACCCGCCCUGGCUGACCGAGAAACGAGGCGAUGCGGGGGCAGGACCCCGGUCCGCCUCGCCCCCUCCGAGACCUCGCUCUCGCAGUUUCCAUGGCGUGUCCCCACGCCCGCUGGAACCGGCUCCUCUUCCCCGCUGGGGCAGCGACAGCAGUUUGAGCCAAGGCCGCCCCGUCGAGACCCCUCUGGCCAACUCGCCCUGCGGAGAAGGCCAGAUGGUGGAGAUGGUGGCAUCGGUCAAGAUCCAGUCUGUGCAGGACGGGGCCGGUCUGAAUGGCCAGAGGUCUCCCUUGGGCGGGAGGAAGAGGACUCGGGAGAUUAGCCUGGACGAAGAGAAGGACCUCUUCCUGGAGACCAGCCCCCCCAAGCGUGCCCAUAACCACGAGGCUGAAAGUUUCCUGAUGCCCUCGCUUAGCCUGGGCUUUCUGCUCAGUGUGGAAGAGUGUCUGGAUGCCCGGUCCGAGCGGGCCUCUGUGGCCCUGGGCAAGAAGCUGCUGGCCCUGGAGGAGCCCAUGGGCCUUUUAGGAGACAUGCUGCCCUUCGUGGUGGACGGACCAGCGCUCUCCCAGCUGGCCCUGUACGAUGGCGAGGAGGAGGUCUCCGGGCGUGGUGGAGAGCACUUCCAGCUGGGGGAGGAACUCCUAGUGGAGCUGGACCAGGCCACCUGAAGUGGCGCCCUUGACCGCCCCUGCCCCCCCACCGCACCUUCAUCCCACACUCCUGCUCUGCAGAUGGGACACCCGGAACCAAAUCCAACCAAAUGCCCUCAGGGAGGGGUCCCUCCCGGCCCCUCCCCCGCCCGUCCACCCUCCUCCACUGGCGUUCUUAGGACUCUUCCUACCUCAGUCCCGUCCCCUCCCCCAGGCAGCCUCUCCCCUCUGGAGACGGUGGGGGAGGAAGGCCUCUGCCACCCCUUUUGGUGCUGAUCCGCCUGAAUGUUCUUGAACCCAAGAGGAAGGGGGCCAGGAGUGGGAUCGAUUCCCGGAGGGAAGAGAAAGCACCACAGAGGGAUCCACCCCCCCCCCCACGGACGAGAAAGAGCGGUGCAGAGCCCCUGGGGCUCUACCUUCUCCUCUGUCCUCUGCUCGCUAGGACAGGUCCUUCAGCAUGCGCCCAGGUUGUAAGACCAGCCAUUCCUGGGACAAAGGAGUUUACCCCUUCGAGGGAGGUGAAAAGUGGGGAGAACCUGCUCCGAGAACGGGGUGAACAUCCAUCUGCGUUAGCCUCUCGGGGGGGGGGGGAAAUGCCUCGCCACGACUUCCCCAACAUACUUACGGUGCCUCCCAUCGACCUCAAAGCAAGGUCUCACCUUUUGAAAAGGAAAAGCAGGGAGGUCCUCAGAGUGUCUGCUCCCGAGAGGACAUUUUUGGCCAGGUGAGAAACACCUGUCCUGGACUCUUAGAGUGAUCUUUCCCCCUUAAAGAUGGCCAACUGAUGGAAUAAUCAGUCCCCAGAACAGCUGGUGCUUCGGCCCUAUCCGGGCCUACUUAAAAGAUCUUUUUCUGUUUACAAAACGUUCUCAGUUCUGCACACGUUCGGUGCAGAGAAAAAUCAGAUGCCAUGUAGAAAACAAGGCAAGCUGGAAAUAAAAGCGUCAGAACAAAAACAACAACAACCAAACACCUAUUUUUUUAAAAAAGCGCAUGCCAGCUUCCCUUAUCAAGCAGUCCCCAGGUGUGUUUUGAAGGCAGGUAGCAGAUCUGUGACUCGGCCAGCUGUCAUGGCAAGCCAAAGCACAUCUGGAAACAGCUGGAUUGGGGAAGACUGGCUAGCUUGAAAAUUUUGACGCCUGGGAGGGGGGGUGGGGAAACAUCCAAAAAUAAUUUUAAAAAAACAACACCCAACGCCCCAUGCAACAUUUUGAACUCUGCCAGUCGUCAAAACUUUCCAAGAAAAAUAGAGGGGAAAAAAAUUGCAAAAUCCCAAAUUCUAAAAAAAGGAUUGUCAAAUCCGAAAUCCGAAGAGAAAUUUUCAGGAGCCUUAAAAAGUACGGCCUAAAAAAAAAA
This is a messenger RNA of Notechis scutatus (mainland tiger snake), 3029 nucleotides long. Lineage: Eukaryota; Metazoa; Chordata; Lepidosauria; Squamata; Elapidae. The record is from RefSeq and is a predicted model, not a curated record.